Pan troglodytes (chimpanzee) is the source of this 1013-nucleotide messenger RNA. Its product is annotated as immunoglobulin kappa variable 2-28. Lineage: Eukaryota; Metazoa; Chordata; Mammalia; Primates; Hominidae. The transcript is spliced from 4 exons. The record is from RefSeq and is a predicted model, not a curated record. The coding region runs from base 100 to 810 and encodes 236 amino acids.
CAGAUUUGCAUGUCCCACAGAGCAACGCCUACUGCCCUGAACAUUUAUCAAUAGGCUGGUGACAUCCUGUGCAGAAGUCUCUCUCAGUCCGGACACAGCAUGGACAUGAGGGCCCCAGCUCAGCUCCUGGGACUCCUGCUGCUCUGGCUCCCAGAUACCAGAUGUGACAUCCAGAUGACCCAGUCUCCAUCCUCCCUGUCUGCAUCUGUAGGAGACAGAGUCACCAUCACUUGCCGGGCGAGUCAGGGCAUUAGCAAUUAUUUAGCCUGGUAUCAGCAGAAACCAGGGAAAGUUCCUAAGCUCCUGAUCUAUGCUGCAUCCACUUUGCAAUCAGGGGUCCCAUCUCGGUUCAGUGGCAGUGGAUCUGGGACAGAUUUCACUCUCACCAUCAGCAGCCUGCAGCCUGAAGAUGUUGCAACUUAUUACUGUCAAAAGUAUAACAGUGCCCCAUUCACUUUCGGCCCUGGGACCAAAGUGGAUAUCAAACGAACUGUGGCUGCACCAUCUGUCUUCAUCUUCCCGCCAUCUGAUGAGCAGUUGAAAUCUGGAACUGCCUCUGUUGUGUGCCUGCUGAAUAACUUCUAUCCCAGAGAGGCCAAAGUACAGUGGAAGGUGGAUAACACCCUCCAAUCGGGUAACUCCCAGGAGAGUGUCACAGAGCAGGACAGCAAGGACAACACCUACAGCCUCAGCAGCACCCUGACGCUGAGCAAAGCAGACUACGAGAAACACAAAGUCUACGCCUGCGAAGUCACCCAUCAGGGCCUGAGCUCGCCUGUCACCAAGAGCUUCAACAGGGGAGAGUGUUAGAGGGAGAAGUGCCCCAGGCCCCCCACCGGCUCCUCAGUUCCAGCCUGACCCCCUCCCAUCCUUUGGCCUCUGACCCUUUUUCCACAGGGGACCUACCCCCAUUGCGGUCCUCCAGCUCAUCUUUCACCUCACCCCCGUCCUCCUCCUUGGCUUUAAUUAUGCUAAUGUUGGAGGAGAAUGAGUAAAUAAAGUGAAUCUUUGCA